AUGAUGUUUAUUUCAAUCAUUUGUCUACUACUUUUACAACUUGUACCAAUAUUUGCACUUCCAACAGGCCAAUUGAAAGUUUCAUUGAUUUUGGAAAAAGAUUAUCAUUCAUUAAAUUCAGAAACUGUCUUGGUACAAAGGGAUGAUUCAUUAAUAGUUUCAUCUACAAACUCCAAUGAUAAAUCCAAAAAAACCAGUAAUACUGAUCAAUAUGAUUGGUUCAUGGCUCAUUUCACUUCAAAAGGUUCAUUUGAAAUUGAAUCACUAGAGAAAGAAUUAAUAAUAUCAAAAGAUGGUUCAUUAAAACUUUCACAAAUUCAUAAUCAUCAACAAGAUGAAUCAGAAUCUCAACACGAUGAAGAAUUUCAAAAACGUGCAGUUUUCUCAAUUAAAGAAGGGAGAUUGAUGUUUAAUAGUGCUGAUGAUUUUACACUAUGUCCAAUAGAUUCCCAAAAAGAUCAAUUUUCAAUACAUUUAACAUAUUCAGAAAGUGCAAAUUCUGACGAGUGUUCUGAAGGUAUUCCUGGUGUUAAAUUAAAAGUUUUCAAUCAAUUGGGUAUUCAAGCUAGAGAUUUUGAAGCUCCAGAGUUUUUAUACAGUACUGGUAAGAUUGUUUAUUUUUGA
Messenger RNA from Hansenula anomala, 624 nucleotides. RefSeq lists its product as uncharacterized. The transcript has a single exon. Bases 1 to 624 code for a protein of 207 amino acids. The record is from RefSeq and is a predicted model, not a curated record. Lineage: Eukaryota; Fungi; Ascomycota; Saccharomycetes; Phaffomycetales; Wickerhamomycetaceae.